Molecule: messenger RNA, 9439 nt
Organism: Dermacentor albipictus
Lineage: Eukaryota; Metazoa; Arthropoda; Arachnida; Ixodida; Ixodidae
Product: high affinity nerve growth factor receptor-like
Biological process (GO): multicellular organism development; positive regulation of kinase activity; protein phosphorylation
Cellular component (GO): signaling receptor complex; plasma membrane; axon
Molecular function (GO): neurotrophin binding; transmembrane receptor protein tyrosine kinase activity; ATP binding
Source: RefSeq, a predicted model, not a curated record
CGGAAGCAAGGAAGCGCUGCUCGGUCGCUGGCCCUACCAGGUUCUUCAAUGGAUCCUCGCCGUGCGACACUGCGAACCGUUCCACUGGAGAGGCCCCUUCCUGGUGUCUUGGUGCAGCCUCUCGGGGGACGUCCGGAUAUCGGCGGAUUGACCAACGUUCCUGCGGCCCUGGUACCGCCCAAUGGAAGGUCAAUUCGAAUGAAAAACCCCAAAUUCAUUCAGGAAGAGCUUGAGAUCGAAGGCGACACCUAACUACCAACUGAUCACCGAAGUACGGCAGUUUCGUCGCCGUGGCAUUCUCUGCUGUUCGCCAGACCAGGCCUGUGUCACUGAUCUUCACAAAUGUGCAGCGUUUGCCUCACAUCCGAGCUGGACCUAUGCGCGCACAACUCGACGCUAUGCGGCCUCGAGGCGGGCUGCCACAACGUGAACGGCACCUUCAUCUGCCUCUGCACCAGCGACCUCAAGCCCAAGCGGCCCCACGAGCCCUGCAGCAAGGCACCCGUCGCACAGGGAAACGGAUACCCCCCGAACGGCCCCAGGCAGCCCCACGCCGCAGGAUCCUUCACGCAUCACCAGAUAGCAGGCAUGAAUCGCAAUUUCACCCCCGUCGCAAAGGAGCCGCAGCCGGCGGGCAGCGGCGGCGGUUCGGCCGAGCCGUGGCGUCCGGCCGCGGCGGGCCCCGGGCCCGCCCCCCUGCUGACGGGGCUGCUCGCCGUGCUGGGCACGCUGGCGCUGGCGGGCCUCGUGGUGGCCGUGCUCGUGCGGCGGCAACGGCGGCGGCGGGCAGCACGGCGCGCGGCCACCGGCUCUCUGCACAAGUGCAUGCAGCAGUACGUGACAAACCCCACCUACUACUCGUCGGCUCCGGAGACGCCGCUGCGAAAGGUGCUUCACGACGUCGAGAUAUCGGCCGACUGCAUCCGCUUCGUUGAGGAGAUCGGCGAAGGGUGCUUCGGAAAGGUCCACAAGGCGGUGUACACGCACUCUGACGGCAGCGAGGAGGACGUGGCCGUGAAAGUGCUCAAGGAAAGCGUGUCCAAUGAGGCGCAGGCGGACUUCGAGCGGGAGGUGCAGAUUAUGUCCAGCUUCAAGCACGAGAACAUCCUCAAGCUGCUUGGCGUCGUGUUUAAAGAGUCCGGUACCAUACCCUGGAUGGUCUUCGAGUUCAUGACGUACGGAGACCUGGCGGAGCUGCUCCGAGCCAACGGCUGCGGUCGUGACUCGUCAACCAGGAAACCUCCAACUCAGCUCACUCUGUCGGACCUGCCAUGGCUGGCGACGCAGAUCGCGAGCGGUAUGUGCUACUUGUCGUCCCAGCAUUUCGUGCACAGAGACCUGGCCACAAGGAACUGCUUGGUGGGCCAUGACCUCUGCGUCAAGAUCUCCGACUUCGGAAUGUCCCGCGACAUCUACACCUGCGACUACUACAAGAUACGUGGUUCCCGCAUGCUGCCUGUGCGGUGGAUGGCCCCCGAGAGCAUCAUGUACGGCAAGUUCACCCUCGAGUCCGACGUCUGGUCCUACGGUGUAGUCCUGUGGGAAAUCUUCACCUUCGGAAAGCAGCCCUACUACGGCCACUCGAAUGAGGAGGUGGUGAAGCUGAUCCUGCAGGGCAUCCUGCUGAGCCCGCCCGAGGAGUGUCCCCCGCACGUGUGCACCAUCAUGGCCGGCUGCUGGAAGACAGAGCCGCGCGACCGCCUCAGCUUCAACGACAUCUACAAGCGGCUCGUGGACACGUACCCGCCACCUCCGCCGCCGCAGGACGAGCCGGAGCCCCUCGAGGAAGAGCUGGACAGCGAAGACUACCUGGUGCCCAAGGCACCGGCCGCGCCCCGCCACCAACCCUGGUGAAAGGAAAGCGCACACAACACGGCCCGCGCGUUCAGUUCACCUCCUCUUACCACCAUCCGGAGGCCUGUGACGCUUUUGGAGGCCGUCAGGCUCGCAACCACGCUCACGAAGUGGUUGGCGGGAGUUCACGGUAGUUCAUUGGAAACGACAGUUUUGCCGCUGUUGCUCGCCGAUCGGGUGGUUCACGGUUUGUGUGUGAUGUACGGUUGGUGACAUGGCUGUGGCUACGGCACGGCUGCGUUUCCCCACCCUGGAGCUCAUCGGAAAAGGCGCAACGUUACGACUUCAGAUCGUGAAGUCGAACGUUUUGGAGUAGCAUCUGGUUUUCGCGAACGGCAUGUUACAUCCUGUCGUAAACGCUGCGUCGAAAUGGCCUGACAUGAAAGCGCGACGAGGGGCGUGCGCUAAUUUAAGGUUAUUGUGCUCAAUUUCCUCUAACAACGCCUAGUCAGCUGACGACAGUAUGGUCAGCCGUGCAACUGAGCGAACUAUUACUUCAAAAACUGCGCUCGUGUACACGACGCCUGCUGCAGCCGCUAUCAUAAGCUACAUGUCAUUCGAAAGCUGUACCGCAAUCGCCAUUUGCUGCACACAUCUUGCGGUGUAUGCUCAGAAAUGAAAGUGAAGCAGGGUUGCUGGCAUGGUUAUUUUCUUUCCCGUGCAGGGACGGCUUUGACUGCAGCAGUGGCAAACGUGUCACAUCGCUACAUAAAAUCCAGCUCCUAUUAAUUGCAACACCUUGACGGAGACCUUCAGAGGCUUCUGUUUAAGUUGUUUCAUAUUGACAUUGUUCACGACAGCCUUCACCUCACGGAAUUUAAAAGAGGAACUGUUACCAUUCGCAGGAACUGCUUUGUUAGCAAAUUUGAAGCAACGAAGCAACGAGGACGUAGAAAGAAACAGAUACACAGAGAAGCGCUAUAAUCUGUGUAUCUGUCCGUUUCUACGUGCUCGUUCAGUCGCGCUCAUACACUCUAUCAUGGAUUCUAACCAAAUGCAAUUGCAUUGACUGCGCAAAAAAACAAUAAAAGACGUUUUAAGCGUGCUCGUAAAAGUUGAAUGAAGCAGCCUUGGCCAAGCACCAUCCUUGGGGCUACUUGAGAAAUGCUAGUUUUACGGACAGAUAUAACCGUAGUUCGCUUUCCGUGUGGAGCGGUAAUAAGGCAGUUAUACAUGCUAACGGGUUUGAAAUAUGCUACUGCGCUUGGUGAACGUGUUCCUGCAAACGUGCGUCCGCCUGUAUGCCUGUCGUAAGCGAUUCCUCUCGCGAUACCUCCUUUACCGAUUUCCUUUAGAUGCCACCUGUGGCGCCACAUGCCCCUUUGCGUAAACCAGUCUCGCUGUGUAAUCUGUUUGGAGUACAUGCACUCUCACCUGUAUAUGCUUCUAUUUCGUUUGUUCGAGCGGUGUUCGUGUUUCUAUUUAUUCUAUUUAUUUCCUAGCGUGUAUACACAGUGUCGCGGUAUAUCUGUCUGUGUACAUAAACUGCAUCACUGCAUCCACAUAUGUGCGUAAGUCACGUCUGUCAUGUCUGUACAGUGUUGCAUUAGAUGCUCCAGUCUGUUAGCCAACGCGCCGGCGAAAGCACAAAGUCAUGUUGAGUGCCACACAUAACAAGCCAGAACGGCUAACUUGGUGGAGCUACGGUGAUCCAGAAGGAACUGUAGACUGUGUUGGCGAAGGUGUCAUGCAUGUGCGACGCCUCACGCAGGUAAGCACCGCGAGCCAACCUCGAUCGCUUAUUGCUGCUCAUUCAUUCGCCUAAAGAAACCAGCGCAGUACAGUUCCCUUCUUAGAAGCAUUUUCUGCGUUAUAUAUGAAGGCAGUGCCACUCCACAUGCGUGCUCGUAAGUGGAAACACCAUCGCACUCAUGCGAUACUUAACGAAGCGACGGCGCUUGGCAUUAAAUUCGCUGGCUGGGUUUCAGAGUUCUUUCACGCUGCUGCAGGUGCCCCGGAAAUGUCAUCACGGUGCGCGGUAACACCUCGUUAAAGUCAAUUUGAGGCCUCCUAACAGCGGCGACACAGGCCCGAACUGUAGCGCGCUUUCCCGAAGUGACACAGCACUGCGGUCUGCAGAACGCAUAACACUUGAAGCUAUGGAACACCGCGCAUUCCGUGGGCCAUUGCAGGAUCGAGUAAGCAGCUGUGGUGUCGCUGACUGCCCCGAGUGUGAAAACGCGCAGCAGGGCAAGCUUGCACAGUUGCAAAGAACACGCAGUCCUUCUGGGUCACCGUGGCACAUUUCUGUACCUUACUAUACUGACAUAAUCACAUUACGACAACCGUCCCUGCCUAAGGGCUACUCUGGAAAGCAUAUCCCAAGCGAACGCAGUCGAGUUCCUUUCAAAGACGGCUUCGUUGAGGCCGCGUGCAGAACCACUGUGAAGCGAGGUUUACGUAAAACUCGAAAUAUUUGUCAUCAAUACGACUCUACGACGGCGGUUACAUUUGAGCAAAGCUCGCGCGAAUAUCAUGUUGAAUAGUAACGGCUUUACGGGUGUUUCUCUUGUUCGUUGUUUUGUUCAGUUCGCCAGAGUCUACGAAUGCAGUGUCUGUGAUAGAUAUUUGUCCUGACGAAAAUGUACGCAUCGGGGUAAAUUUAUUUUUUAUUUUUAGAUAUUGAUGCACAAUAUUGAGAUGUUGAUGCAUAGAAAGUUCACUCUACUGAACAGUAUAGCAUACUCCUGUUGCUUAUUUUUGCGUUACGCCGGCAGCAGGUCAUGCGACAAAGUGUUCAGCGAGUUAUAAAGGCAGGCGUUGUUCAUGUUCGCAUUUUGGCGAGCGCAACGCGACAACAACCACCAUUUGUGUCGUAACAUCUGUUCGAAAUCAUAAGCACAAGCGGAUAGGCUAAGCUACGCACAUUGAAAUACAGCUUCUGCUUGUUCUCCGCUAAAGCCGGUGCCUGACGGCAGAAUUGCUCAACACUGUACUUGUUUUAUUUUCCUAUAUUUUUCUACGGGUAUUUCUCUUCAAGUUGUGCCGUUUCCCGCCGUAAUUCGCCUCGGCACUUUAUUUACGAGUGGAAUGCCGACUUCAAUACGCACUUGUCUUACCGUAUUUAAGACCAUGCACACACAGCCUUUCUAAUUACCUGGUCAGUGCGUUUCACCAGAAACGUUUAAAAACACGGUUCACCAACUAUUCUUUCAACUCAACGCACUAAAGAAAAAAAGAAAAUGUUGAGGAAAUGGUCAGUCUGUGGCAUUGGCGCCAUCGCAAUAAAGAUCCAAAGAAAAAGAGCACAAAACGUGAAUGCUUAAAUACUCAAUACCAGUUAUCGUAGCAAACGGCAAUGAAAGAUUACAGUUACUAAAUUGGGGGGAAAAAAUGAAACUUUCUCCACGUAUCACAUUAGGCCGUCCGGGUUGCACUUAUUCGUGAUGGUGCGCGAUGAAAUGUUGCACUCAGAUCGAUGAAAGCCCACUUUCCGAGAAACGCCUUGUCCAGCCCGGAACGCGGCGCCAUUUAUCACGCGUUGUGCACAGGUCUCAAACCGAGCAUUCCUUAGCGCGCCUCGCGGUGUAAUUAGUUAGUAAAGCGACGGCAUUAGUCGACGAGCGUCCUUAUCCAGAAAAGCCGCAUAGAGAGACUUACUAUUUAUUUUUUAUGCGGACGCACGCGUACGCACGAUGUCACCACGACGUGUUCCCACGUGCUUACAGGCGCUAAGCGCUGGGAGCGUGGCAUGGUUCUCACGCUGCGCGCUGUCAAAACGUUUCGUGUUAAUCCACACCUUCGGCCGCGAAGUGUGGAUCAACGGCGCGUUCACCCCCUUUCCGAUGCGCGUUCGCGCGAAUCGCGAUCCAUUGACGGUCCCCGUUGGAAUUCAGUGGGACGGGAUGCGCGAACAUAAGCUGCAACUCGGCGACGCCACUCCACCCGACGCACUAUACUCGCAGCAUUCGCGCCGCCGGUCAACCGCCCCAGUGCGGUCACGCUCUAGUCGCCGUGGCACAGUGCGCAGCGCUCGCGUUCGACUGUUGCUCCGAGGCAACUGGAAAUUGUAAUUCCAGAGAUACGGCUCUCUUUUUUUUUAACUCUGUGAAAGCCUUCGUGUACCAUUUUCUUUAUAUGUUUUCUUUUUUGUGCCUGUGGUCACAAAUAAGGGGCAAGGUGCUUAACAUUCGAAACCAACCUUAAAUCCUCGAGCGUAUAUAUUUAUUUUCUGGCCGGUUUGUAUGGGUUUGGAUGGUGGUGCCUGUAGAAUGAAGGGGUGCAUAAUAAUUGAGAAAAUUCUGUAAAUAACGUCGUCCGGUGAAAUUUUGCCUGUUGACCAUGUGUUUCUUCUUUUUUUUUUUUUGACAUCGCUCCUGCAUUAGAAGGCUAGUCGUGCGCCCGUGCUUGAUUCUAUCGGCAGCGUUAGUGCCGAUUAUGCCGCACGCGGCUAUUUGCCUCAAACGCAGCAAUAAGCAUGCAGCUCUACUUUUAGCAAGCCGCUCAUGGAGUUAUCGUAGAGGUUAGUCAGCUCAACAGUUUCAGAAUUUCUGAGCGGUAUUCGCAAAUGGUGGGUCGUCUCAUGGUGGCACUUUGUACUGAUUUCACAUUUGCUGCAAUGUCACUGAACGCAGUAAGUGGUGCAUUUUUUCACUCUGUUCAUGCGCACUGACACACAGAUGCGAUCGCACAUUACCCGUGCGUGUGAUCAGUGACGGCAUAUUUCAGUGAACUACAACAGCCAUGUGCGUUUCGCAUAUGACAGUACACAUUUCACGAUUUUUUUUAUUUAUCUAUUUAUUUUGCUUAUCGAAGCUACACGUGUCUCCUCUCUCACAACAUGUUCUCGGUCAAAAGGUGCGUAAACAGGCUGGAACUUUUGUUAGGAGCUUUCUUGCACCCCGCCUGAUAGAAGACGGUUCGCUAAUGUUGUUCUUACCAAGAUUGAAUGUACGCCGAAUACUCCAUCAGCCAACCAACAAAGCAUCAGCAUUUCAUCCUCACUACAAUGACGAUCGCGAGCACGGGGUCAGCAUGCGAACUGGCUAACUCCACGGUGCACGAAACGCAUAACAUAUCGCUGUUGCGCUUUGUAUUCAUUGGAGCACCAAAUAAUCAUUCAUGUUCCUUCCUUUUUAGUUUAAUCUGAACUUCCACACACACACAAAUAAAAAAUGAAUUGAGAAGGAGCGUUUCGUCGCUACGACUCUCGAACAAAAAUACAGCAUGCAAGCAGAAAUUACUUUUUUUUUUAUUCGUUUCCCCGGUUAGAGAUUUAAAAAUAGGCGCAAACGCAUUGUGGACGCGCUAACAGAUGUUGUAUAGCAUUCUAAUCCUCUCACCAGAAAACGCGCCAAAUAUUGGUCGUUGGACUUUCAUUCUUUUUUAGUGAUGGCCCGGAAUUUCAAAUCAACUCACGUUCACACGACACACGGACCUUUCCGAAGAGAAAAGAUCAUACAAAUGUGAUGUGGCGGAGGCAAGACCGAGCGUAAUACUUCCCCGUCACGGAACUUUUUUUUCUUUUCUUGCUUAACACGCAAGAACAUAAGAUAGCUGGGCAGAAAAGCCACCAUUCCCAUUCGAACGUCUUCCUAACCACUGAAAUGCUCAAACACUGUACUUAGCCCAGCUGCGCAAGGACCGCACGCUUGAAGCCAGAGCGCCACAUAUAUGUUGAGCUAUAGUUUUCAUUGCGAAGUCUGGCCUUAUGAAAUCAUACACAUUGAUGAGCGCCACCACAUGUUCCUUGGCUUGCCCAUUUGAUUGUACGGGCUGUCAGUACGUCCACUUGUACGACGUCAGGGCACAGAACGCAAAAGCAUUCUGUUAUGUAGAGCGAUGUUAGAUCAGCGUUGACGAACGGACAAGAGGAGGUUUAUCAUCAGGUGCAGGCGACGCGCGUACCCAUACAAAAAGCGAGCGUCUUCUUUUUUUUUUUUUUUUGAGGGAAGGGGCGGCAUUGGAUGCACGUACACGUGCAUCGAACGUACGCAUUCAUGAGUGUCCAGGCCAGCUUAGCUUGAUGCACUCUGACGUGCGCCCACGCACCAUAAACACGCGCUUACUUGCGUGCGUACUGACUCAUCUGCGCAAAUGAGAGAGAGUUUCGCUUGGAAUGUACAAAAUUUAAAAAACAACAUUUAUACAGUGUCACGGCUUUUCCUCCAGCACAUGAACGUUCUAAGAGAUGCCUCGUUGUAAUCAUCAACCGGUUGUUUAUUGAAGUCGCAUUUAUAUGUACCUAUGUAUGUCGUCCGCAAGUGCACCUAGUGCACUAAGGCGUGUACAUAUUAUAUAUGUGCGUUCUUUAUCUCCACGUUAUGUUCGAGUCGCGGUGUAAGAACCAGAGAUGAUCCAAAUGCUUCAUUCGUGUGGGGGCAGCUGCGCUAGAUAGGAAGCAGGAACUCUUUUUUUUUUCACUAUUAAAUUAGCAACUGUGUGCUAAAAGUUUGUCCACGCCCACUUCAAUAUCCGAGUGUUUGCGUACUUAAUGGCCUUGGCCCCAUAACUGUUGUCUGCUUUUGCAGACAUGUCGCUUCUGCUGGACAGGCGGCCGUUCGAACUAUACAGGGUGUCCCACGUAACUUGAGCCAAACAUUAAAAAUAUACAAUGCCAUGUAGCUAGACAGAACCAACGUAAUAUUGUUUGCCGUCGCUUGGAGAUACUAAGAUUACUUUUUUUACAUUCCGCUUAAUUAGAUUAUUAGUCUGAAUUAACUUCUAUAAUAUUAUAAUUAGAUGGAAAGUGUCAAUGAGAAAUUGUAGAGCAACAUGGAAAAGUUCCGCUACAGCUUUCUGUUGGUCAGUACGUGCUACAUAAGUCUUUUUCCGAGCGUGAAAGAAGCCCCCAAAUGCACGCAAAAUUGCCGCGCCACUCGCCGCUCGAGGCACUUUGCGUGUUUUCGCGGGCUUCUUUCACGCUCGGAAAAAGACUUAAGUAGCACGUACUGACCAACAGAAAGCUGUAGGGGAACAUUUCCAUGUUGCUCUACAAUUUCUCAUUGACACUUUCCAUCUAAUUAUAAUAUUUGAGAGCUUCAUUAAUUACUUGAGACUAAUUGUUUAAUAUAGGCGGAGUGAAAAAAUAAUCAGAGUACCUCCAAGCGACGGCAAACAACAUUACCUUGAUUCUGUCCAGCUACGUGGCAUUUGCAUAUUUUUAAUGUUCGGCUCAAGUUACGUGGGACACCCUGUAGAUACGCGGAAAGAAAACUACACGAUAUUGGAGACGUGUAGCAUUAUAACGCGCGCAGCUUACGACCAAUCAGAUCGCGAGCUGUGCCUUACAAGUGUGGAGUUCUAAGAAGUUAACUGCUGUCUCAAAUAAUAAUUUAAAAACGUCUGUCAUUAGCUAAACGUAAAGAACAAAGAACUUGGUGCUGCAUGUUGCGCGGAUAUCGAAAAGUGAAGUUUCACCGUUCGUCCGGCUCGUUUUUUGAGCGCUCCGCCACGCCGUCGGAGCUUCUGUUAUUCUUACACCCCGGCACGAACUAGAGAUCACCCUUCGAUUAUUAUCAACAAUGUACGCUUCGGGAACGCCCUGUAUAUAGAUGUUGACGCUUCUGAAACACUCCCCGUUGUAAGCUGCACCGCGCUGCAGGCCGACCAACUCGACAUGUGAAUAAAAGCUUUAUUUAUCGAC